AGAACAGUUGUCCGGCAUAAUGUUCCUAAUAGCGAUAGCCAUAAUUUUGGCCACCAUUUUGGUGUUCAAGGGUGUGAGGAUAUUUAACUAUAUAGACCACAUGGCUGGCAUCAUGGAGAUGAUACCAGGACCCACGCCAUAUCCCUUCGUGGGAAAUCUUUUUCAGUUUGGCCUCAAGCCAGACGAAUACCCCAAAAAGGUCCUGCAGUACUGUCGAAAAUAUGAUUUUCAGGGUUUCCGUUCCCUUGUCUUCCUGCAAUACCACAUGAUGUUGAGUGAUCCGGCGGAAAUCCAGAACAUUUUGUCAAGUUCCUCGCUGCUGUACAAGGAGCAUUUGUACUCCUUUUUGAGGCCCUGGCUAGGGGAUGGCCUGCUCACCAGUUCCGGUGCCCGGUGGCUGAAGCACCAGAAGCUCUACCUCCCCGCCUUCGAGCGUCCCGCCAUCGAAGGAUAUCUACGUGUAGUCAAUCGCACGGGAGGUCAUUUUGUCCAGAAGCUCGAAGGACUGGCGUCCACGCAGGAAAUAUUCGAUGCCCAGGAGCUGGUUGCCAAGUGCACUCUGGAUAUUGUGUGCGAAAAUGCCACUGGCCAGACGAGUAGCUCGCUGAAUGAAGAGCCCUCGGAUUUGCAUGGCGCCAUCAAGGAUUUGUGUGAUGUGGUGCAGGAGCGCACCUUCAGCAUUGUGAAGCGGUUCGACACCCUAUUCCGACUCACCUCCUACUUCAUGAAACAGCGCCGGGCUCUGUCGCUCCUCCGAAGAGAACUGAAUCGAAUUAUUGCUCAGCGUCGUCACCAGCUCGUGGAAAAUACAAAUCAGAAAAAGGAGGCAAUUAAUAAGCCCUUCCUCGAUGUCCUACUCUCCGCCAAACUAGAUGGUCGAACCCUCAACGAACGCGAGAUCAUCGAGGAAAUGUCUACCUUUAUUUUUACCGGACACGAUCCCGUUGCCGCCGCUAUAUCCUUUACGCUGUACACUUUGUCGCGUCACUCGGAGAUUCAGCGCAAGGCUUUCGAGGAACAGAAGCGCAUCUUUGGAAGCAAUUUAUCGGCAGAGGCAGACUUGGUUUCUCUGGACCAGAUGUACUACCUUGAGUUGAUCAUUCGAGAAACACUUCGACUGUAUCCAUCUGUGCCGUUGAUCGCACGAACCAAUAGAAAACCCAUCGACAUCAAUGGCACCAAGGUGGCCAAGCGCACCACGGUGAUCAUGUGUCUUAUUGCCAUGGGUUACAACGAAAAGUAUUUCGAAGAUCCCUGCUCUUUUAAGCCAGAGAGAUUCGAGAAAGCCAAUGGAAACGUGGGCAUUGAGGCUUUCAAGAGUGUUCCAUUCAGUGCAGGUCCAAGGCGUUGCAUUGCUGAAAAGUUUGCCAUGUAUCAAAUGAAGGCUCUGCUGUCCCAGGUGCUGCGCCAAUAUGAAAUCUUACCAGCCGUAAAUGGGCUUCCCCCGGGAAUCAACGAUCAUUCCCGCGUGGAUUGCGUCCCACAGAGCGAAUACGAUCCAGUUUUAAACAUUCGCGUCACGCUAAAAUCGGAAAACGGCAUUCAGAUCAGGCUGAGAAAGCGAUCAAUUUAAUGCUGCAACUAUUAUAUAACUGAACUAUAUUAUAAAACAAAUUGUUGAAUGUUGUAUUCCAAUAAAAACUUAUCUUCUCCAUUUA
Molecule: messenger RNA, 1658 nt
Organism: Drosophila ficusphila
Lineage: Eukaryota; Metazoa; Arthropoda; Insecta; Diptera; Drosophilidae
Gene: Cyp4ad1
Product: probable cytochrome P450 4ad1
Exons: 9
Coding region: 20-1573 (517 amino acids)
Molecular function (GO): iron ion binding; heme binding; monooxygenase activity
Source: RefSeq, a predicted model, not a curated record